Porites evermanni is the source of this 906-nucleotide messenger RNA. The record is from the annotation of a GenBank genome assembly. Lineage: Eukaryota; Metazoa; Cnidaria; Anthozoa; Scleractinia; Poritidae.
AUGGGUAAGUGCUGUUCAGUUUGUGUUUCUGGCUCAACUAGUGAUACGCUUCAUCGAAAGCCUUCGCAGCAAACCACAAACACAGUUACUAGCAGCACGUUAAACCAUUCAUAUCCACCACACGACAGUGUAGUGCAGGAACCAUUCAAGACUAAAGCGGCUGAUAAAAACGUAAUGGCUGGUAAAUACAGUCCACACGAUGGUAUGAGAACGUUUUCGUAUUCAAAGCAAGAGGCUGACUUAACAAAAAUUAACUCUUUAUUUGCUAAAUACAAGGACGACACUGAAGAUGCCAUUCUCGCUGAUGGAAUGGAGAAAUUUUGUCAAGACUUGGGAGUUGAUCCAACUGAAUUUAUCGUUCUAGUCAUUGCUUGGAAAUUCAAUGCUUCGCAGAUGUGUCGUUUUACCAGAACAGAGUUCGUAGAGGGUUUUAAAGCCCUCAAAGUAGACUCGAUUAGAAGCCUUCAGAAUAAAUUUCAAGAACUGGAGGCAGAAGUGACAAACGAUGUUGAGAAAUUCAAGGAUUUAUAUCGCUUUACGUUCAAGUUUGGACUGGAUGUCGAUGAAGGCCAGCGCGCCUUGCCGAAGAACAUCGCACUUCCUCUUUGGAAGCUGGUUUUUUCAAAGAACGUACCAGCUGUUCUUGAUCGUUGGUUUGCCUACUUGGAAAACAGGCAACUGCGGGGGAUUUCACGGGACACAUGGUAUAUGUUUCUAAACUUCACCGAGGCGAUCGAGCCAGAUUUCGAAAAUUAUGACGACUCUGAGGCUUGGCCAAGUCUCUUUGAUGAUUUUGUGGAAUCAGAAAGGGAGAAGGCUAAACAAGAGGGUAAUGGAGACGCGGAAUUACGCGAAGAAAAGCAAGAAAACGGAAUUAUCAAAGAGCAGAGUUCAUAUUCCUUCUAA